AUGCGCUUCUCAACUCUGCGGGCGACCUUGAACGGUGUCCAGAAGCGCGCCUACUCAUCGGCAUCGUCAUCGUCAUCGCUCCAAGCUCCCAGGCAUCUGCUCUCCAUCAGCGACCUUGCCCCCGCCGAAUUCACCUCGCUGGUUCGCAAUGCCGCCUCGCGCAAGCAGGCCGUCAAGGCCGGCCAGACGCCCGGCUCUCUGGCUGCCGGACUUGCCAACCAGACUAUCGCCAUGAUGUUUAGCAAGCGUAGCACCAGGACCCGCGUGUCGACCGAGGCUGCCGUGACUCUUCUCGGUGGACACCCGAUGUUCCUCGGCAAGGAUGACAUCCAGCUAGGCCCGUGCGCGACACACAAGCAGGUCAACGAGUCUCUUCUCGACACAUCACGCGUCAUCUCGUCCAUGACGUCUUGCAUGGUCGCCCGUGUCGGCCCUCACUCCGAUGUGGCCGGCCUGGCCGAGCAUUCUACCGUCCCCGUCAUCAACGCCCUAUCCGACGACUUCCACCCUCUCCAGACCAUUGCCGACUUCCUCACCAUCCACGAGGCCUUCCCUCCGUCGUCGCCGUCAUCGCCGUCCUCAUCCGCCUCUGGGGAUCUGGGCCUCCAGGGGCUCAAGGUCGCCUGGAUCGGAGACUCCAACAAUGUCCUCUUCGACCUGGCUACGGGCUGCGUCAAGAUGGGCGUCGACAUCUCCGUCGCCUCCCCCAGGGGGUACGGCAUCCCCGACUCCAUGCGCCACCUCAUCACCUCUUCGGCUCAGGGCGUCUCUAGCCCCGGUAAGCUGUUCGAGACGACAGUCCCCGAAGAGGCCAUCAAGGACGCCGACAUCCUCGUCACCGACACCUGGAUCUCCAUGGGGCAGGAGAGCGAGAAGAAUAAGCGCCUCGACGCCUUCGCCGGAUACCAGAUCACCAAUGACCUAGCCAAGAGGGGCGGCGCCAAGGACGGGUGGAAGUUUAUGCAUUGUCUGCCCCGGCACCAGGAGGAGGUGGCCGACGAGGUCUUCUACAGCCCGCGAUCCCUCGUCUUUCCCGAGGCCGAGAACCGUCUCUGGGCUGCUGUUUCUGCUCUCGAGGGCUUCGUCGUGAACAAGGGAAAGCUGUAG
Messenger RNA from Geosmithia morbida, 1107 nucleotides. RefSeq names its product ornithine carbamoyltransferase. Gene Ontology annotation, biological process: L-citrulline biosynthetic process. The transcript has 3 exons. Bases 1 to 1107 code for a protein of 368 amino acids. The record is from RefSeq and is a predicted model, not a curated record. Gene Ontology annotation, cellular component: mitochondrion. Lineage: Eukaryota; Fungi; Ascomycota; Sordariomycetes; Hypocreales; Bionectriaceae. Gene Ontology annotation, molecular function: ornithine carbamoyltransferase activity; amino acid binding.